Myotis daubentonii (Daubenton's bat) is the source of this 3752-nucleotide messenger RNA. It is a transcript of the gene ZNF385B, whose product is annotated as zinc finger protein 385B. Lineage: Eukaryota; Metazoa; Chordata; Mammalia; Chiroptera; Vespertilionidae. Gene Ontology annotation, cellular component: nucleus. The record is from RefSeq and is a predicted model, not a curated record. Gene Ontology annotation, molecular function: zinc ion binding; nucleic acid binding.
GAGGAGCCGGAGCCCGCCACCCAGGAGUCCUUCGGCUCCUCAGCGAGGCUGCGAUGCCUUCCGCGCUGCGGGCCUUCCAGGCUGCGCCAAAAACGUCCAGGCGAUUCCGUGUGCUCCUCCAGCCCGGGGCCCGUUGAAGAGGAAAAACAAAUAGCGGGUCUGAGGAUCUCCCAGGAGGGAGUUGCACUCUGGCUCGACUAACAUGUGAAAGGUCCGCCCCUCCGCGCCGCCUGGCAUCCCGGUGUGGAGACCUCUGCGGUUGCCAAGAAUUUUAUCAGAGACCGGAGUCCCGAGGCCGGCGCCCGCGAGGACCCGGGUCGGGACGAGCCUGGGCGCCCGGCUGUGCGCGCGCCUGCAAAGGCGGGAUUUGGAGGCGGCGAGGCUGCGGGAGGCGCUGCAGUGUCCGCGAGCCCCCGAGCGGUCCCGCCUCACUCGCGGGAGCGGGUGAGCCUCCGAGUCCCUGCCUGAUACACCGGCGCCAGCUUGGGCGCGCGGGAGCGGCGUUGGCGAGUGUCGCCCCCGGGUCCUCCGGGGCCGGGCGGAGCGCCACCCCCCGCCGGGCGCGCCCCGCCGCUGCGGCUCACGCCCCUCACCUGGGCGAGGCCGGGCGCGCAGGCGCUCAGCGCGGGGGCCGCGGUGGUGGGGCGCCUCUGCCCGGCGCCCGCCAGAGUUGGACUGUUCGGGACCGCGCCGGGCCGAGCUGUCGCCCGUGCUGUCGCCGCCACCGCCCCGGCGGCCGCAGAUCGCGGGGAAGCGUCUGCGAGGAGCCCCGGAGCCGCCCCGGAGCCACCGCCGCCGCCGCCAGCGCGAGCAACAGCUUCCCGGCGGGGCAGCCACUGCCCCGGGCGCCAGCGGCCCGCGCUCCGAGGGCUCCAUCUUCCCAGGAAGGCACAGAUUCCCUUAGCUCCACCAAAUCUUCUGGAGUUUCUGUUACCUCUCCCUCCAUCAUGGCUCAGCACAGAGCUGGUGAAUGGGCUGGGACCUGGGUCCCCUUUUCAGGUACCCACGUAUGAAGUACUACUUAAGCCCUGACAACUACCCUGAAGAUGGAAUUAUGAAUAUGGCAACUUUUCUGCGGGGCUUUGAAGACAAGAGGAUAAAAAACGACCGGCCUGAGGACCAGUUCGGUAAAGAGAAAAAGAAAAUCCUGUUCUCCUUCUGUGAGGUGUGCAACAUCCAGCUGAACUCUGCCGCCCAAGCCCAGGUCCAUUACAACGGCAAGUCCCACCGCAAGCGCGUCAAGCAGCUGAGCGAUGGGCAGCCUCAGCCCCCGGCUCAGGGUGCGGGGCCGCUGCUGGCCAGCCCCAGUGCCACCAGCACAGGCAGUACAUGCCACACUACUACCCUUCCUGCUCUUGUGCGCACACCUACUCUGAUGAUGCAGCCUUCACUGGAUAUCAAACCAUUUAUGUCUUUUCCAGUGGACAGUAGUUCUGCUGUUGGACUCUUUCCAAAUUUUAACACAAUGGAUCCUGUGCAAAAAGCAGUUAUUAACCACACGUUCGGAGUGUCCAUUCCCCCAAAGAAGAAACAAGUUAUUUCUUGUAAUGUCUGUCAGCUGCGCUUUAAUUCGGAUAGCCAGGCCGAGGCCCACUACAAAGGAAGUAAACAUGCCAAGAAGGUCAAAGCACUAGAGGCAACGAAAACUAAACCCAAAAUGGUUUCUUCCAAGGACAGCGCAAAGGCUAACCCCAGCUGCUCCAUCACUCCACUCACAGGCAACAGCUCUGACAAAUCAGAAGACAGAGGGAAGCUAAAAAUCAGCAGUUCCAGCCAGCCGUCAAACUCUGAAGGUGGCUCCUUUCUCCUCAAAUCUGGCACAACAGCCCUGCCACUGGGCGCAGACACUUCUCCCUCCAAGAGCACAAAUGGGGCUCCUGGUACUGUCUCUGAAUCAGAAGAAGAAAAAGCCAAAAAAUUGCUUUAUUGUUCGCUAUGCAAAGUGGCUGUGAACUCCCUGUCACAGCUGGAGGCACACAACACAGGAUCUAAACACAAGACCAUGGUUGAAGCUCGUAAUGGGGCUGGUCCAAUUAAGUCCUAUCCGAGACCUGGAUCAAGAUUAAAGAUGCAGAAUGGUAGUAAAGGGUCAGGACUACAGAACAAGACAUUUCAUUGUGAAAUCUGUGAUGUCCAUGUUAAUUCAGAAAUUCAACUCAAACAGCACAUUUCUAGCCGAAGGCAUAAGGAUCGAGUUGCAGGGAAACCACUGAAGCCGAAAUACAGCCCCUACAACAAACUCCAGCGGAGCCCAAGCCUCUUAGCAGCAAAACUUGCAUUCCAGAAAGAUAUGAUGAAGCCUUUGGCCCCAGCCUUCCUGUCCUCGCCCCUGGCGGCGGCAGCUGCGGUGUCCUCCGCGCUGUCACUGCCACCCCGGCCUUCCGCCUCGCUCUUCCAGGCGCCAGCCAUACCUCCCGCCCUCCUGAGGCCGGGCCAUGGGCCCAUCCGUGCCACACCUGCCUCCAUCCUCUUUGCUCCCUACUAAGUCUGCAAGCCCCGAGUCGGUUGAGGCCAGUAAGUAGGAACGUUGAGAAGAAAAGCCAAAAGGAUUCAGCAAGUCAAGCAUUUUGUGUCGCAGUGCCCUCACCCAGCCACAAGGUGUGAGCCCGACUCCAAAGAACAACCCAUCACUAGAUUCAAGCGUGCUUUUAGGGCCCGCUCCUGUCAUUUGGGAAUCCCAGCAGCACAGGCUUUAUCUCCCUAUCCCCUCCCCCUGCCCUGCCCCAUUCAAUCUGUGUAUCUGAGAUAUUUGGUUUCCUGCGACUGUAUUGGUCAGAAAAAAACAUAGACAUACAUCAUUCUCUGACUAUUUUUCCAUGAGUGUGAUCUGGCUUAGAAACAAUAUGGAAUAUUUUCCUGACAGACUUGAAAAGUAGGGUCUUCCUCACAUGUCUGUAAAUAACUCGAAUCAAAUUGGGCACAUUCUAGUGUGGAACACAAACAGAUGAACACAAGUGCUAACUUGUGGACCCCAUCCUACCAAUGGAUCACAACGUUUUCUUUCUGGUGUACUAUCGUUGACAGGGAUUGUGUACUGUUUUAGACCCAAGUACUGUUGUAUCUGGUGUAGUACUAGAUCUGUAUCUCUUGUCUGAAUUAAACACUUUUUAGUUGCUGUGUAAAUGUUAGGAAGCAAAAUAGCUUUGAAUUUUCUCUUUAAGAGAACAAAAGAUAAAGUAAUGUAUUUUUUUUUUCAUUUUCCAUUUUAUUGGGUGAUAUUUAAAUGAAAUAGAAAGCCAUAUAACAUAGCUAUAAUUACUACCUGUUUGCUAUUUUUGUUUAACUUAUUUUGUAGCUUCCUCACCAGUUUGAGUUGCUAAGCAAAUGUAUACAAACAGAAAAGAGCUUCCUAAAUUGCACAUUUUUGCACCUCCUGUGCAUUCUGCAAGAAGACAAUGAAUCCAUGUAUUUCUACGUAAUUAUCUUCUUCGUUUUUAACCUGUUUUCAUUUGUAAUGAUGCUACAUAAUCUUGUGGCUCCCUAAUGCAAUAAUGUACAGAAGAUAAAAAAUUUAUAAUUGAACAAUUUGUCUUUCUGUUCACUGAAUAUGUUGCAGGUCAUGCUGCCAUGCUCCCUUUCUAAGCUGGUAUCAACAAAACUGGAAUGUUUGUGAUAUCAGGGGUAAGAAGUAUCAUAACACAACAAACCAGAGUGAACUCUUUUUGAGCAUCUGUAUCUGCAAUCUGUAAAUGGUAAAAUGUCUGUGUAUUUUUUUAAAUGUACCUUUUCAAUAAAAGUACAAAAUAUAAAAA